Aspergillus fischeri NRRL 181 is the source of this 1026-nucleotide messenger RNA. RefSeq names its product PEX28-32 family peroxisomal membrane protein. The record is from RefSeq and is a predicted model, not a curated record. The transcript is spliced from 2 exons. Lineage: Eukaryota; Fungi; Ascomycota; Eurotiomycetes; Eurotiales; Aspergillaceae. Gene Ontology annotation, cellular component: peroxisomal membrane. Gene Ontology annotation, biological process: peroxisome organization. Bases 1 to 1026 code for a protein of 341 amino acids.
AUGAUUACUGGUCUUUCAUUUUCUUUAAAUGCCAAUAAACCGCAGUCCCUCUGGGCUCAGAGCCACGGUCAUGCUGCAACCAUUGCAACGAGGCGGCGAGGGGAUUCCUCCGGCGUUCGCUUCACUUUUGUACUCUAUGAGAAUCAACGCCGGUGGCUCGGAAUUGGAUGGACAUACUCUCUGUUUCCCUCUGAGCGUGCUGCAUGGACCGACGAACAUCUGAACCCAGCCCCGUCCAAGGAUGACUUUGAGCUCCCCCAUGUACAGGCUGGGAAUGCCAAGUGGCGCUGGGUCGAGGGCAGUGAGUGGCGUAUUGAAGGAGCUGACGAUACGAACAGCAAGGCAGAUGGUAAAGCAGCGGAUGGUGGAGGAUGGAUCUACUAUGAUAACAAGUGGAAUGAUGGCCGUCGUGGGCAAGAUGGUUGGGAUCGUUAUACUCGUCGUCGGAAGUGGUGCCGCGACGCUGAACUUGUCGAGAUACCACAAGCGACUGAAAACACGCCGGCUACGGCCAAGUCUAGUUUAACACAGGCGUUGGAUAAUCAGAGGGAGUCGGGGAACAUUGACGCUUCAACAGUCGAUACCGAUACCGUGAGUCUCGCCCCGUCAGCCUCCUCCAAGGCGCGGAAAAGACGUUGGUUCGGGGGUUCGAAACCUGUAAGCGACAAAGCCAGUAGCUCUUCCUUUGCGCUACCAGCCUCCACCAAUACAUCUUCCGUGGACGCUGGAAAAAUAACCUCUACCACCAGUUACAGCCCAUCGGGAACCCCCGUCUCGAGACCGAUUGACAUUGCGCACUCUCGGAAGCCAUCGAACUAUUCCGGCAACGCAAGUCAUGGCAGUAUGGGCCGAGACAGCAGCGUUGCGGGGAGUGUCUCGCACAGUGACAGUGCCAGCAUUCGAGAUAAGGAAAUUGUCCACGCUCAAGAUCGUCUAGACCGCUGGGGUACUCGAGCUACAGGUGGUAUUGAGCGAGCGGAGCGAGAACUGGGGCUGGGUGACGAGGUCAAUAUGGGGUUGAGUUAA